AGAGCAAGCAAAAACAAACAAGAGGAAGCAAUGGAGCUCUGCAUCACCGCCAUCAACGGUGGCUCCACAGCGGUCCUCAACUUAACCCCACCACGCUCUUCCCCCUCCCUUCUUCUCCCCAAAAACCCCAACUCUCUCCAACUCCACACUUCCCGUAAACCCCCCUCUCUUUCCCGCCAAUUCCACUCUCUCCAAUUCGCCGUCUCCGCUUCUUCCUCCACCGCCGUCACCUCCGAGACUGAUCAACUUCCCGCCGACCUCACCGUCACCGAGACCCAACAGCCUAAUUCCAGAGUGAAGCUGAGCAUACAAGUACCGCCGGAGGUCUGCGAUGACUGUUACAAGAAGGUUAUAGUGGAGUUCAUGAAGCAAGCCAAGGUGCCGGGGUUUCGGCCUGGAAAGAGGGUGCCGGAGAGUAUUCUUGUGAGUUAUGUUGGGAAGAAAAGUGUAGACAAGGCUACCAUUGAGUCUAUUCUGAAGAGGACCCUUCCACAUGCCAUGUCUUCUAUGACCGCCAUGGCUUUAACAGACUCCGUCAGUAUUCUAACCAAAUUUUCUGAGAUGGAGCAGGCUUAUUCUUCUCGCAAUUCUCUCAGAUAUGAUGUGAUUGUUGAUGUAGCACCAGAAGUAAAAUGGAUUCCUGAGAACGGAUACAAGAAUUUGAAGGUUGCUGUUGAGAUAGACAGUGACAUAGAAGCACAAAAGGUUUCUGAACGAGAAUUAAGACGCCGUCACAAGUCCCUAGGGGCCUUAAGAAUUGUAACUGACAGAGGACUACAGGUUGGCGAUCUUGUGGUCCUUGAUAUAUCUGCAACAACAAUAGAUCAAGACAAAUCAAAUGUUCAGAGUAUUCCAUCUGCAGAGAGUAAAGGUUAUCAUUUUGAUACAGAAGAUGGUGAUAAACUGAUUCCCGGUUUCCUUGAUUCGAUAAUUGGAAUUCAACGAGGUGAAACAAAGUCCUUUCCACUUGUAUUUCCUGAAUCAUGGGCACAGGAAAGUCUCCGAGGAAUUCAUGCUCAAUUCAAUGUUGAAUGCAAAGAAUUAUUUUACAGAGAUUUACCUGAAUUGGAUGACUCCCUUGCUCCUAAGCUUCUUCCUGGAUGCACCACCCUGGAACAGGUCAAGGAAGCACUGUUGCAAAGAUGCCAGGAAGCAGAGCAAACAGCUAGAGAGCAAGCAGCAGAUAAUGCCAUUCUAGAUCAGCUCUGCAAGAUGGUAGAGGUUGAUAUUCCUCAAUCCUUGUUUGAGGAACAAGGUAGGCAGCUUUAUGGAGCCAAACUUUUGGAGAUACAGGGAAACGUAAAAUUAAAUGAAGAGCAAUUGGCUACACUGUCUAGUAAGAAAGCUGUAGAGGAGUACCUUCUAUACCAGAAGGAGAAUAUCAUGAAUAUGAUAAAACAGAGUUUGGCCGUAGGAGACAUAUUUAAACGGGAAAAUCUGCAGUUUUCAACAGAUGAUCUUGUGAAAGAAGUCGAAAAUUCCAUUGCUGAAUUCAAACGUCAAAAACAGGAUUAUGAUGAGGAACGUGUUAAGGGACAGGUCCAAGAAAUUUUAGAGGGAGCAAAGGUGCUUGAAUGGUUAAGAGAGCAUGCAGAGAUUCAGUUCAUAACUAGAUGACAAAGCAGAGAAAGCAUGUAUGCGUCUGCGUGUUAGGUUCCAAAAUUUUGGGCACGAUGGUGCUGGAGGCUACUCAUAUGUUAAGACACGUUCCGGAAGAGCUGACAUAGUCUGAAGCAUGCCUUUUUUUUUUUUCUGGCUUCUUUGGUUUAGAGCCUUUAGAUAUGUUUUUGAUUGUUGAUAAACGAA
Fragaria vesca subsp. vesca is the source of this 1806-nucleotide messenger RNA. Its product is annotated as trigger factor-like protein TIG-like. Lineage: Eukaryota; Viridiplantae; Streptophyta; Magnoliopsida; Rosales; Rosaceae. The coding region runs from base 31 to 1617 and encodes 528 amino acids. Gene Ontology annotation, biological process: protein unfolding; protein transport; 'de novo' cotranslational protein folding. The record is from RefSeq and is a predicted model, not a curated record. The transcript is spliced from 13 exons. Gene Ontology annotation, molecular function: ribosome binding; protein folding chaperone; peptidyl-prolyl cis-trans isomerase activity.